Messenger RNA from Eimeria tenella, 494 nucleotides. RefSeq lists its product as uncharacterized. The annotation marks the transcript as partial. NCBI's taxonomy places the organism in Eukaryota, Apicomplexa, Conoidasida, Eucoccidiorida, Eimeriidae. The transcript has a single exon. The record is from RefSeq and is a predicted model, not a curated record.
AUGUCUCAGGGAAAUGGGCCCGGAAGGGAGCGGGAGACGGAGGCGGAGCGGGCGCACCGGUUCAACAAGAAGAAGUACACGAGCCGGGUGUUCACGAACGUGAACAAGUACGUCAUGGAGGACAAGUUCCGCGUGAUCCGCUGCCGCCGCUGCCUCUCCUGCGUCAUUAUAACUGACGCCGAGCUCGACAAGCUCCCGCGGAGACGCACGGACAACGCCCCGGUCCUGUGUCCGGACCAGUGGACCAUUCGCACCAACACGAGACCAGUGGACCAGCCCCACCGCCUCAAGCGCCUCAGGGGCCUCGAGACCCAGUACUACCACGCAUGCGCCGAGUGCGGCCAGCACGUCAUGUACCAGUCCGUGCCGCACAACUCCCCCCUCGGGGGCCCCCCAAACCCCAAAAAGAGACCCAACACGGGCACCCAGGGGGCCCCCAACACUACCCAGGGGGCCCCCAGCGCUGCCCCGGGGGCCGCCAACACUACCCAGGG